Molecule: messenger RNA, 2460 nt
Organism: Phyllopteryx taeniolatus (common seadragon)
Lineage: Eukaryota; Metazoa; Chordata; Actinopteri; Syngnathiformes; Syngnathidae
Product: E3 ubiquitin-protein ligase MARCHF2-like
Exons: 5
Coding region: 292-1038 (248 amino acids)
Biological process (GO): protein ubiquitination
Molecular function (GO): ubiquitin-protein transferase activity; zinc ion binding
Source: RefSeq, a predicted model, not a curated record
CCUCCCGAGAGCAGUUUUUCUUCAAGCCCCGUCACAGCAUCAGUACCCCCUGCCACUCCCCCUCCCAGCCGAGCGAGUGGAGGUCGAAGCGGCCGGCGUGGCAGCCUGCACCGACCGCACUGCCGUCAAGCUAGCUCGUAGUUUUCCGACCAAUAUACGCAAAGCCCCUGUGGAUUAAACGGUGUCAGAAGCAAACGAAGAUGCCGUCAUAAAUUGUCAUAAAGAAAGGGCCGAGGGAAACUUGGCUGCUCUGUGGUCCAACCUUGACGCCUGUCUCGGCACCCUGUAAACAUGGCGACGGGCGUUUGCUGCCACCAGUGCGACUGUGCAAGAGACACGGACGUUAGGACGAGCGUGGCGGAAGAAGGAGGCAGCGAUGGCGGAGAUGAGGGCGGGUGCCCGGAGCUCCGUGUCACGCAGAUCACGGCCAUUGACGGACACCUGCCGUCCUCCGUGUGGAAAACCCUGCAAAGCGAUCUUCCCAUUUGCCGCAUCUGCCACGAGGGCGGCUGCGUGGAAGGCCUGCUGUCCCCGUGCAACUGCACGGGCACGCUGGCCACGGUGCACAGGAGCUGCCUGGAGCUCUGGCUGUCGUCCUCCAACACCAGCUACUGUGAGCUGUGCCACGCCCACUUCAGCAUCCAACGCAGACUCAGGCCAUUCACAGAGUGGCUGCACGAUCCCGGCGCACACGAGGAAAGGAAGUUGGUGUUCUGCGACAUCGUGUGCUUCCUGUUCGUCACGCCGCUGGCCACCAUUUCGGGCUGGUUGUGUCUGAAGGGCGUCUCGGACGACCUUCACAUUGGCAGCUUGCUGCAGAAUACGGGCCUCAUCUCGCUCACCCUCGUCCUCUUCACCAUCUACAUCCUCUGGACCAUGGUGUGCCUCCGCUACCACUGUAAGAUGUACUCUGAGUGGAGAAGAAAGGACCAGCAAGUACAUCUACUCAUCCCCAAAGCGAGGGAAGCCGCCUCUUCCCAGCAUGCCUUGCACUCUGCCAUAACCCCCAACAUGCCCUCGAAUGAAAGCUUAGUAUGAGAGCCGAAGGGAGGAUGCACUUCCCCACCCCCUUCCCUUUUUUUUUUAAACAUUGUUUUAGCACUCUUGCAAAGUUGACUUUGACAUGGAAAGAGUGACAUCAUUGCGGAGGAUGACAUCACAAGUGGAGGCCAUGCAAAAAUACAACACUGUGGACGGGCAAAGCAGUUGGACAGAGACAUUGGAUACUAAGUGCUGAUUGAGGAUUGUGAACCCUCCACACGUGGUCACUGGUUGUUGGAAAAAAAGCAUUGACACAAACUGAUUAAACAUACAUCACAAAAAAAAACCCAAAAAAACAGCUAAUUCAACAUGUGCCCAUUCGUCCUCGCAGAUCGCCAGUUGAGAGAGGUUGGAGCGAGAUUGGCAGGACGUUGUCUGUGGCAAUCCACAACACAAAUUCUUUUUUUCUGAAGUCUUUAGUUUUGUCAAAAUGUCAAACUCAAGGCCCGGGGCCAGAUCCGGCCCGACACAUCAUUUUAUGUGGGCCGCUAAAAGCAAAUCAUGUGUCUACUUCAUGUUACUUGCUGAAAUCGAAUAUUUGAGAGCUUUGCCAUACGUAGACUGUUUAUGCUGGUGAAAAUGUAUGUUUUGUGUUUGAAUUCAGUGCCCGAAGCAAGUUUACCUCCAAAAAUAUGAAAUUUGGUAGGCGUGUCUAUCAUAAGUACACGCACUAAAAAAGUCUCAGGAAGCCAGGCCCGAAAACACAGGAAGUCUGCCAUUUUGCUUUAAAGCGGGCAUUUCCAGGUGUCCAGUGUAGAUUUUGUCAGAUUUCUACCCAAUCUGAACCUCAUAUACGAGACAGAUGGACAAUGCUAAAUUGUGAGGUAUUUGAGUGUUUUUGUUUUUGUGGCAACUGAGCGUGGGAGCAAAAUUUAAUGACUUCUCCAAACAAAAAAUGACACUUUGAGGAGAUGCGCCGAACCCCGUUUUGGAGGAGUGUUCAUCCUAACAUCCUCGGUUUUUAGGCCUCCAAGCCAGUGGGAAUGUUGAUCUUGAGUAGAACCAUUAAGUCUACCACUUUACUUUAAGGCAGCCAUUUUAGGGUCAUUUUGGCUUUUUCAAGGGGUCCAACUUGUCCUGGAGAAGAAAAAAAAAAUCGUGUUCAAGAUCAGAAUUCUGCACAGAUUGUCUUGACAUAACACCAUUUGGGAGACGGUUGAUUAGUAUUUUAUGUAUUAUCAAAUUGUUGUUUUUUUACUAAGCUGAAAGCAUAGUAAUGGGACCCCUGACAACAGCCGUAAACAUGUUAUUGUAACAACAGCACUUUUGUUUCGAGCGCCGUAUUAUUUGCCAUGCUUGCACUUCAUUUAGUAAAGCGUGUUAGAUUGGAUUAUUUAUUUGAAUUAAUGAUUGUUGAGUUGUGGCUGUGUGGUUGUAUUCAUAUUGAUGAUUCUUAUUAAAAAUGCACAAAAAAACCUA